Molecule: messenger RNA, 4416 nt
Organism: Punica granatum (pomegranate)
Lineage: Eukaryota; Viridiplantae; Streptophyta; Magnoliopsida; Myrtales; Lythraceae
Source: RefSeq, a predicted model, not a curated record
UGGUGGCCGUGCCGUUGGAGGUCUGCUGCAAAUUCUAGACCUUUCGCUUUUCCAGAUCUAGGGUUUCCUUCCUCCCUCUCCAGCCCCUUUAACAGGCUUGACGUCGACCGCAUCGUUCUGUUUCCUCGCAAACCCUACCUGUACCUCUUCCCACUGUCUCUUUCACGAUCGAUCGAUUCGUUCCCGCUGCGAUACAGCCGGUUAAUUUUUUACUGAAGCGGCAGAAUUUUAGGGUUUGACAACUUCCUCUUCCCACCUUCCACUCCGUUGAAUCACGGAUAAACAAUUUCAAAGGGAAAACGAAAAAGGCCACUAAUAUGUUCUUUCCUCUAUUCCCCGUCGAUGGAUCUGAUCGGGAUCGGGGUUUUUGAUUAUCGAGUUAAUUUUGCAAUUUAUCAGAUCAUUCAUUCAAAAACCUAAAGGGAUUUUGAUUUGAUUUGGUCAAUGACGAUGAUGAUGAUGAUGUUGAUAAGGGACUGCAGAGAAGACUUCACCGAGUAAGAAGAACAAAAUUUCUGAUGCAAAGUUAGGGUUUUUUGGGAUCCAUCUGGGGGACGACAAAAAUGCUUAAAUCUGUGGUGUACUACGGGGAGGAAUUGCUGGGGGAAGUUGAGGUAUAUCUUCAACAACAGCAGCAACAGAGGCAAGAAGGAGGAGGAGAAGAUGGAGAAGAUUACUAUAACAACAACAACUACCACGACGACGGCAACUACAAGAACAACACCUACAACAACGGCAGAGGUAAAAUGAUUGAGGAUGUGGUGAAGGAAAGAAUCAAAAUUGGGCACUUCUCUCAGCCCAGUGAGAGGUGCCCUCCACUGGCAGUGCUUCACACGAUAACAUCCACUGGGGUUUGCUUCAAAAUGGAGUCCAAAUCGAUGGAGAACUCGCCGCUCUCUCUUUUGCACUCCUCCUGUAUCAGAGACAACAAGACUGCCAUUAUGCCUUUAGGAAAAGAGGAACUGCACUUGGUUGCAAUGUUCUCACGCAAUAAUGACAGACAGUAUCCAUGCUUCUGGGGUUUUAGCGUCCAAGCAGGACUCUACAGCUCUUGUCUCGUCAUGCUGAACCUCAGGUGCCUUGGAAUUGUUUUUGAUCUUGAUGAAACACUGAUAGUUGCAAAUACAAUGCGUUCUUUUGAGGACAGAAUUGAGGCAUUGCAGCGAAAAAUAAGUGCCGAUUCAGAUCCACAGCGUAUUUCUGGCAUGCUCGCUGAGGUGAAAAGGUAUCAAGAUGAUAAGAGUAUCCUUAAGCAAUAUGUGGAAAAUGAUCAGGUUGUUGAUAAUGGGAAGGUGAUUAAAAUUCAAUCUGAGGUUGUGCCAGCCUUGUCGGAUAACCACCAGACAGUUGUUCGCCCACUCAUACGCAUGCAAGAAAAAAAUAUUAUUCUAACCCGCAUAAAUCCACAGAUCCGGGAUACAAGUGUUCUGGUGAGGUUGAGGCCUGCUUGGGAGGAUUUACGGAGUUAUUUGACUGCUAGAGGGCGCAAACGUUUUGAGGUUUAUGUUUGCACAAUGGCUGAAAGGGAUUAUGCUUUGGAAAUGUGGAGGCUUCUUGAUCCUGAAUCUAAUCUUAUAAAUCCAAGAGAAUUGUUGGACCGCAUUGUGUGUGUCAAGUCAGGCUUGAAGAAAUCUUUGUUUGAUGUAUUUCAAGAUGGGACAUGUCACCCUAAGAUGGCUCUAGUCAUUGAUGAUCGCUUGAAGGUUUGGGAUGAUAAAGAUCAACCACGGGUGCAUGUAGUGCCUGCAUUUGCUCCAUACUACGCUCCACAGGCUGAGGCAAAUAACACUGUCCCCGUGUUGUGUGUUGCAAGAAAUGUUGCUUGUAAUGUGAGGGGUGGCUUUUUCAAGGAAUUUGAUGACGGUCUUCUGCAAAGAAUUCCUGAAGUUGCAUAUGAAGAUGAUGUCAAGGACAUUCUUUCUCCUCCAGAUGUGAGCAAUUACCUAGUUUCAGAGGAGGAUGUUCCUGGUUCAAAUGGAAACAAAGAUCCACUAGCUUUUGAUGGUAUGGCAGAUGCAGAGGUUGAAAGAAGGCUGAAGGUGGAUCCAAUUGCAGCUUCUUCAGUCAUCCCUUCAGCAGUUAACAACAUAGAUCCAAGGCUUAUUGCAUCUCUUCAAAAUGCAGUUGCAUCUUCUUCAAGCCCAAUUUCUCUUCCCACGUCUCUAUCAGCUGUUUCACCACUCCCUAAUGUACAGUUUCCACAAGCAGCAUCAUUACUUAAGCAAUUUGGUCAUGCUACCCCUUCAGAGCAGAGCAUGCAGAGUUCUCCUGCUAGAGAAGAGGGUGAAGUACCAGAGUCAGAGUUAGACCCCGAUACAAGAAGGCGCCUACUCAUAUUACAACAUGGGCAAGAUGUAAGAGAAACGCCACCAGCUGAACCUUUUCCUACAAGACCUCCGGUUCAAGUUUCGGUUCCAAGGAUUCCGUCAAGGGGAAACUGGUUUUCUGUGGAGGAAGAGAUGAGUCCAAGGCAAUUCAGUAGAGCAGGACCAAAAGAUUAUGCUUUAGAUUCAGAAAUGCAUGUUGAGAAGCACCGGCCUCAUCCUCCACCCCCUUUUCCCAAGAUUGAGAGCCCUGCUCUACCUGAAAGAAUUUUUCAUGAGAACCAAAGACAGCCUAAAGAGGCACUUGGUAGAGAUGAACGGAUGAGGUUCGGACAAAAAUCUUCUCCUUAUCAUUCUAUAUCAGGUAUCGUUGCUGAUCAAUCUCAAGGUGAGGAUAUUCCACUUAGUCAGACAUCUUCAGGCGGCAGAGAUUUUGACUCUGAAUCUGGGCGAGUCAAUCCAUGUGGAGAAACUCCUGCUAUUGUUUUGCAGGAUAUUGCAAUGAAGUGUGGAGCCAAGGUCGAGUUUAGGGCAAGUUUGGUUUCAAGCAUGGAUCUGCAGUUCUCCUUUGAGGCUUGGUUUGAAGGAGAAAAAAUUGGUGAAGGCAUUGGUAGGACUAGAAGGGAAGCUAAGCGUCAAGCCGCAGAGGGUUCUCUUAGGCAUUUGGCUGACAUGUACAUGGCCCGUACGAAAUCUGAUUCUGCAAGCAGACAAGGAGAUGUGAAUAGGAGAUCUCCUCCCAAUGAAAAUGGAUUCUUUGGAAAUUUAAAUUCUUUUGUGAAUCAUCAGUUGCCCAGGGAAGAGCCUACGUCAUAUUCACCCGCAAUGGAGACAUCAAGAAUUGUAAAUUCCAGGAUGGAAGGUUCUAAGAGUGCAAGCGGAUCUGUUUCUGCUCUUAGAGAAUUGUGCAUGAUGGAAGGUCUCAGUUUGGAUUUUCAACUUCAGCCCCAUCUUUCAGCCAAUCCUGUGCAGGAGGACGAAGUUCAUGUACAGGUGGAAGUUGAUGGGCAGAUAAUGGGUAGAGGUGUUGGUUUCACCUGGGAAGAAGCCAAGAUGCAGGCUGCUGAGAGGGCACUCACUGCUUUAAGGUCUACGAUUGGGCAGUUUUCUCAAAAACGUCAAGGUUCUCCCAGACCAUAUCAAGGUGUCCCCACUAAACGCCUAAAGCCGGAGUACCCACGAGCUCUGCAGCGAAUGCCCUCUUCCGCUCGAUAUCCCAGGAACACGCCACCUGUUCCUUGAGAACUUCUUAGCCUGUAUUCCAUUUGUUCUUUUGUCGAGCAAGAUCUCACCAUUCAACAGAGGACAGAGCUACCGAGAUCAGAUUCCUGCCCUGAAUGCCGCGUCUUGAACCUCCUCUUGCAGAAACUCCCCAAGCCACGAUAAGAAGGUUCUUGCCUGAACCGGGUAUAAAAGAGUUCCCUUGGACUGGAUGACGCAGGACAGUCGAUCACUAUGAAUUCCAUUGCAAUCAACGAUGGUCUUGCCACUUUCUACGGUUUUGAUUGGUCCAGUCUUGAACAAUUCUUUUUUCCACUGGAUGUAGUAGGCAAAAGUUUCCUUAGUGAUGACAUCCUUGUUGUAUAUUGAUGGAGAGAUGAUUUGGAUUUUGAUCUCUGUUGUAUGCCGUCGGGGUCUGUCCUGGCUUCAGCAGAACCACGGGAUAACAAGGCAAGGCUUGGGCAACCAGCUGUUGAGAUACCCAUGAUGAAGGCGUCAGGUUAGGCUGUCGGGCUUAUCAAGGGGCCAGUCUAACAUAACAGGGUGCAUUGGGAAAUGGAUUACACGAAGAGCUGCCUGGUUCUGCACGGCUCGGGAUGCCACACUGACCACUAAUCAACUGUAUCAAUUGCUGGUGGAGUGCUUUGCUGACCUUUUGAGAUUGGAGAGUGGAGACGACAUGAUUGUGGAGUUUGUUUCAACACAUUCAUGUAAUCCUACGAUGUUUCUGUUUUUCUCAAUUAAUCAAAUGGGUUUAAUUUUGUCAAAUACUACUAGUAAUAUUUUAUUUUUUCUUGUUCAACCAAGGAAAUAUAUAUGUAUCUUUCUUUACUCUAUUCUAUUCUGUAUGUGGAAUAGCUUUGGCAGUAAA